Molecule: messenger RNA, 1003 nt
Organism: Suricata suricatta (meerkat)
Lineage: Eukaryota; Metazoa; Chordata; Mammalia; Carnivora; Herpestidae
Gene: LDLRAD3
Product: low density lipoprotein receptor class A domain containing 3
Exons: 5
Coding region: 53-985 (310 amino acids)
Biological process (GO): receptor-mediated endocytosis
Cellular component (GO): plasma membrane
Molecular function (GO): protein binding
Source: RefSeq, a predicted model, not a curated record
GCUGCUCCCUGGAAACAACUUCACCAACGAGUGCAACAUUCCAGGCAACUUCAUGUGCAGCAACGGGCGGUGCAUCCCUGGCGCCUGGCAGUGUGACGGGCUGCCCGACUGCUUCGACAAGAGUGACGAGAAGGAGUGCCCCAAGGCGAAGUCCAAGUGCGGCCCGACAUUCUUCCCUUGUGCCAGCGGCAUCCACUGCAUCAUCGGCCGCUUCCAAUGCAAUGGCUUCGAGGACUGUCCUGACGGCAGCGACGAGGAGAACUGUACUGCGAACCCUUUGCUUUGCUCCACUGCCCGCUACCACUGCAAGAACGGCCUCUGCAUUGACAAGAGCUUCAUUUGCGACGGGCAAAAUAACUGUCAGGACAACAGCGACGAGGAAAGCUGUGAAAGCUCUCAAGAACCGGGCAGCGGACAGGUGUUUGUGACCUCAGAGAGCCAGCUCGUGUACUACCCCAGCAUCACCUACGCCAUCAUCGGCAGCUCCGUCAUCUUUGUGCUGGUGGUGGCCCUGCUGGCCCUGGUCCUGCACCACCAGCGGAAGCGGAACAACCUCAUGACGCUGCCGGUGCACCGGCUGCAGCACCCCGUGCUGCUCUCCCGCCUGGUGGUCCUGGACCACCCCCACCACUGCAACGUCACCUACAACGUCAACAACGGCAUCCAGUACGUGGCCAGUCAGGCCGAGCAGAACGCGUCGGAAGUGGGCUCCCCGCCCUCCUACUCAGAGGCGCUGCUGGACCAAAGACCCGCGUGGUACGACCUUCCUCCGCCACCCUACUCCUCCGACACCGAGUCUCUGAACCAAGCGGACCUGCCUCCUUACCGCUCGCGCUCCGGGAGCGCCAACAGUGCCAGCUCCCAGGCAGCCAGCAGCUUUGUGAGCACGGAAGACAGCAGCCAUGGCCAGGGGCAGCCCGGCCCUCCGGAGAGCGCCUUGGGGCCCAGGGACUCCGCGCCUGGCCAGGGCACCGCCGAUGUAUAAAUCGGCACUCCCAAAGUC